CUACAAAGAACACAAGAAAUUUUGACAGCCAUUUUUUUCCUCCCCCCUCUUCUUCUGAGGACAGUUUCUGGACUGGUACAUGCAGGUCCAUCAACUUUUGUGAAGGCCAGCAUGUAGACAUUUGUUGCAAAGUGGUUCUUUACGCUCGGUGCUCAUCUGUCUCUGGCAGACAGGUAGUUUCUGUGGGAAAAUAGCACAACUCAGGCUGUUGAACUACACAGAGUGAGAGUUUCCUCAAACAUGGAAUUUCUGAGGAGCUUAGUUCCAGCUGUUAUCUCAGGGGAAGGAUCCAUUGAACAUGUGGGAGAGAUGCCGAAGGAGAUGGGACCAAGGCUCCUUCACAUGAAACGUCUGGGUUUGUUAGCCAUGGGGCAGACUAUUGAGGAAGACUUGGUAGACCUGGUGACUGACUCAACCAGGCCUGUCUGCAUUAACAGAACCCGACUCAAAGGAAAGUUUCGCCAUAUCAGAAAAAUCUCCAUUUUACAUCUUACAGGUGGUGGUAGGGGUCAUCAUGCUUCUCCACCAGUAAGUAGCAGUGUGAGUAGACGCCGUGCUCCCUCUUCAGUGGCUCCUCUGUCGUGGGAGAGACGCAGCGUUGCCAUCAUGUCCAACAUCACAAUCGACCCCGAGCUCAAGCCUGGGGAGUUUGUCAUCAAGAGCCUGUUUGCAGAGUUUGCUGUUUUAGCUGAGAAGAAGAUCGAGAUGGUGAUGGCUGAACCACUGGAGAAACCUCUCUCCCGGUCUCUCCAAAGAGGUGAAGAUGCACAAUUUGACCAGUUAAUAAGCUCUAUGAGCUCAAUAGCCGAACACUGUUUGCCCUCCCUGCUGCGCACGCUGUUCGACUGGUACCGACGGCAGAGUGGUACUGAGGAUGAGUCGUAUGAGUACAGACCUCGUUCCAGUACCAAGUCCAAAGGAGAUGAACAGCACCGGGAUAAAGACUAUCUUUUGGAAAGGAGAGACUUAGCCAUAGAUUUCAUUUUCUGUUUAGUUUCAGUGGAGGUUCUAAAACAGAUUCCUCUUCAUCCAGUGCCAGAUGUUUUAGUCCAUGAAGUUCUAAACCUGGCAUUUAAGCACUUUAAACACAAAGAGGGGUACUGUGGCCCUAACACUGGCAAUGUGCACAUCAUCGCAGAUCUAUAUGCUGAGGUUAUUGGUGUCCUUACACAGUCAAAAUUUCAGGCAGUGAGGAAGAAGUUCAACACUGAACUAAAGGAACUCAGGCAGAAAGAGCAGAGUCCUUAUGUAGUGCAAAGUAUCAUCAGCCUCAUCAUGGGUAUGAAAUUCUUCCGGGUUAAAAUGUAUCCUGUGGAGGAUUUUGAGGCUUCUUUUCAGUUCAUGCAGGAGUGUGCACAGUAUUUCCUGGAAGUCAAGGAUAAGGACAUAAAGCAUGCCCUGGCAGGCCUGUUUGUGGAGAUUCUUAUCCCUGUUGCUGCUGCGGUUAAGAAUGAAGUCAAUGUGCCAUGCGUGAAGAAUUUUGUGGAGAUGCUGUACCAAACAACCUUUGACCUUAGUUCCAGAAAGAAGCACUCGCUGGCUCUGUAUCCGCUGGUGACGUGUUUGCUCUGUGUUAGUCAGAAGCCAUUCUUCCUCAACAACUGGCAUAUCUUCCUCCAGAACUGCCUCUCACAUCUCAAGAUGCCGUCUAACAACAGCAUCCGAAAGCAGAUUGAGACACUACAGAACAAAGACCCAAAAAUGUCCCGUGUAGCACUGGAGUCACUCUACAGACUUCUAUGGGUCUACAUUAUCAGGAUCAAAUGUGAGAGUAAUGCUGUCACACAAAGCCGACUACUCAGCAUCAUUUCAGCACUUUUCCCAAAAGGCUCCCGAAGUGUGGUCCCCAGGGACACACCCCUCAACAUCUUUGUCAAGAUCAUUCAGUUCAUAGCUCAGGAAAGAGUGGAGUUUGCUAUGAAGGAGAUUAUCUAUGACCUCCUCUGUGUGGGCAAGUCUCACAAAACAUUUACCAUCAACCCAGAGAGGAUGAAUAUUGGUCUGCGAGCAUUUCUGGUGAUUGCUGACAGCCUACAGCAGAAAGAUGGCGAGCCUCCUAUGCCUACGACAGGGAUCAUCAUGCCCUCUGGAAACACCCUACGUGUCAAAAAGAUCUUCCUCAACAGCACCCUCACUGAUGAAGAGGCCAAGGUCAUAGGCAUGUCUAUGUAUUACCCACAAGUCAGAAAAGCCUUAGAUAACAUCCUCCGACAUCUGGACAAGGAAGUGGGCCGCUCCAUGAGUAUGACCAAUGUACAGAUGUCCAACAAGGAGCCUGAAGACAUGAUCACGGGCGAGAGGAAGCCAAAGAUUGAUCUGUUCCGUACAUGUGUCGCAGCCAUCCCAAGAUUGAUACCAGAUGGCAUGAGCAGACAAGACUUAAUAGAGCUGCUAGCCAAACUGACAAUUCACAUGGAUGAAGAACUGCGUGGGCUGGCCUUUACUACCCUUCAGGCCCUGAUGGUAGAUUUCCCAGAAUGGCGUGAGGAUGUAAUCUCGGGCUUUGCCUACUUUAUUGUGAGAGAGGUAACGGAUAUUCAUCCAACGCUGUUGGACAAUGCUGUCAAGAUGCUACUGCAGCUCAUCAGCCAGUGGAGGCAGGCAGUGCAGAGCAGCAAGGGCCCAGGUGGUGGUCACUCUGUGUCCCUGGAACGGAAUCCUCCAUUGGGUGUGUUACAUGUAGUGGAGGGCUUAGCGCUUGUGGUGCUAUGUAGCUGCCGUCCUGCUACUCGAAGGCUGGCAGUCAAUGUCCUCAAGGAGGUCCGUGCACUCCACAGUGCAUUAGGAAUCGCUAAGGGGGAUGAGGAAUUGGCCAUUGAUGUGAUGGAUAAAUUGAGUGCAUCAGUAUUGGAGAGCUUUAUUCAUUUAACGGGAGCUGACCAGACCAACUUGCUUUACUGUCCCAGUGGAAUUGAUCUUCAGACAAUGGCAGAGUGGAGCUCGUCUCCCAUCAGCCACCAGUUUGAUGUAGUUAGUCCCUCACAUAUCUGGGUGUUCGCACACGUUACUCAGGGCCAGGACCCCUGGGUCAUCAGCUUCUCCAGCUACCUGCGUCAAGAGCACCUCCCCAAGCGUUGUCCCACGGCCCUCAGCUAUGCCUGGAUGUUUGCCUAUACCCGCCUACAGUUGUUGUCUCCACAAGUUGACAUCAAUAGCCCCAUCAAUGCAAAGAAAGUGAACACUCUGAGCAGCAGUGAUUCCUACAUUGGGCUGUGGAGGAACUACCUGAUUCUCUGCUGCAGCUCUGCCUCCCUCUCUCCAUCCAUGUGUUCCUCAUCCUCAACCUCUGGCUCUGUCCGCUGCUCCCCACCUGAGACGCUGGCGUCUACACCGGACAGUGGCUACAGUUAUGAUUCAAAGAUUGUUGGCAGUCCAUCUCUCUCCUCCCUUUUUAAACACAUUGUUCCAAUGAUGCGCUCUGAGAGCAUGGACAUCACAGAGUCUCUUGUGUUGGGGCUUGGCAGGACCAACCCUGUGGCCUUCAGAGAGUUAAUAGAGGAAUUGAAUCCUAUCAUCAAAGAAGCUUUAGAAAGAAGACCUGAAAACAUGAAACGACGCAGGCGUCGUGAUGUUCUCAGGGUCCAGCUGGUCCGGAUAUUUGAGCUGCUGGCCGAUGCUGGUGUCAUCAGUCAAAUAGCCAGUGGAGGCUUGGAUGGAGAGAGCCACUCUUUAAACAGCACACUGUUAGAGUAUGUUGAUCUCACCAGACAGUUGCUUGAGGCUGAAAAUGACAAAGACUCUGACACACUGAAGGACAUUCGCUGCCACUUCAGUGCACUUGUGGCCAAUAUCAUUCAAAAUAUCCCAGUACACCAAAGGAGGACCAUCUUCCCCCAGCAGUCACUGAGACACAGCUUGUUCAUGCUCUUCAGUCACUGGGCUGGACCCUUCAGCAUUAUGUUUACUCCCCUGGACCGCUACAGUGACAGAAAUAUGCAGAUCAACCGCCAUCAGUACUGUGCACUCAAGGCCAUGUCAGCAGUGUUGUGUUGUGGACCUGUCGCUGACAAUGUUGGACUGUCCUCUGAUGGUUACCUCUACAAGUGGCUCGACAAUAUCCUGGACUCUCAGGACAAGAAGGUCCACCAGCUAGGCUGUGAGGCCGUGAUGCUGCUGCUGGAGCUGAAUCCAGACCAGAACAACCUCAUGUUCUGGGCUGUGGACCGCUGCUACACCGGUUCACGUCGUGUGGCUGCCGGAUGCUUCAGGGCCAUCGCCAAUGUCUUUCACAACAGGGAUUACCAGUUUGACACUGUGGUGCUGCUGAAUUUGAUUCUGUUCAAGGCAGCGGAUUCUUCCAGGGAUAUCUAUGAGGUGGCCAUGCAGCUCUUACAGAUCCUUGAACCCAAGCUCUUCCGUUAUGCCCACAAACUGGAGAUCCAGCGGACAGAUGGUAUCUUGACUCCUCCCUCACCGUUGCCACACCUCUACUCUGUGUCUUAUUACCAGCUGUCGGAGGAGUUGGCAAGGACUUAUCCAGAGCUUACGUUACCCAUUUUCUCAGAGGUGAGCCAACGUAUCCAGACAGCGCACCCCAGUGGUCGUCAAGUAAUGUUGCACUACCUUUUGCCUUGGAUGAACAAUGUGGAGUUGGUUGACUUCAGACCAUCAGCACGGCGACCAGAGGAUUGUGACAGUUGUGAGGAUGAUCAAGAUGCCCAUGACAGGGAGAUGAUGGUCAACAGCAGACGCUGGCUCCGUGGAGAAGGCUGGGGCUCUCCUCGUGCAACAACUAUGGUGCUCAACAACCUCAUGUUCAUGACUGCAAAGUAUGGGGAUGAGUUUGCUUGGUCAGAGAUAGAAAAUGUGUGGACCACAUUAGCAGAUAGUUGGCCCAAAAACCUUAAAAUCAUUCUGCACUUUCUCAUAAGUAUAUCAGGAGUCAGCAGUGACCCCAGCCUCUUGCCCUAUGUAAAGCGUGUGGUGGUUUACUUGGGCAGAGAUAAGACUAUGCAGCUGCUGGAGGAGUUGAUGAAUGAGCUUGAGUUGACUGAUCCUGUUAGCUCAGCUGUCACUCACAUGGACAACCCCCCUUUUUACCGCAUCACCUCCAGCUGCAAAAUCCCCUCAGUAACCUCAGGAACAGCCUCCAGCAGCAAUACCAUGGUGCCAGGAAGUGAUGGUCAUCAUGACAGCAACAUCAAAGAGUCGAACAUGGAGGACAGUUACACCCAUUUGGAUAUUUACAGUGGUCUGAACAAUAACCUGAACCGCCAGCACCACCGUCUGGAAUCUCGUUACAGCAGCAGUUCUGGAGGCUCCUAUGAGGAAGAGAAGAGUGACUCCAUGCCACUCUAUGCUAACUGGCGUUUGAAAGUAAUGGAUCACAACAAGCCAGAGCCUCUCCCAUUCCCUCCUACUGGGGGUUGCUGGUCUCCUCUUGUGGACUGUCUGCCAGAGACCAAUGCCCCUGCUGUGCCACUCCACAGAUGUAACAUUGCAGUCAUUCUUCUAACGGACCUGAUUGUGGACCAUGGGGUCAAAGUGGAGUGGAGUGCCUACCUGCACCUGUUGCUGCAUGCAGUUUUCAUAGGGUUUGAUCACCAGCACCCAGAGGUGUAUGAACAUUGCAGACGUCUACUGCUUCACUUGCUUGUUGUCCAAGGAGCAAAUGGUAAUGUCCAAUCUGUUGCAAAGGUGCUUCUACGUAACAGGGAUUACAAUGACCCCCGGGUCUUGACUGUGAAACCGGCAGCUCCAGUUUUCAGCCUGACAGGCAUGCAGGACCUGUUGCCUGAAUGUCCGUCACCAGUGACAGAUGCUAGCCUCAGCUCCAGUUCCACUUCCUCUCAUAUUGGUUUAGCAGAACUUCUUGUUGAGGUCGACACUGCUGCUGAGCAGGAUGCAAAGGUUAAAGCACUCAUCGAGUUUAUCACCUCAAGGAAGUGUGGUCCACUUUGGAACCAUGAGGAUGUUUCCCCCAAAAACCCCAACAUCAAGAGCGCUGAGCAAUUGAGUGUUUUCGUAAGGCACGUAGUGUCUGUCUUCAAGCAGUCUGAGUCAGGAUUCCAGCUGGAGUCAUUGCUGAGUGAAGUAGCCCUGGAAACUGCUCUUUCUUGUUGUUCUCGUCAUUACGCUGGGCGCUCAUUCCAGAUUUUUAGAGCACUCAAACAGCCUUUGACUUCUGCAACACUAUCUGACAUUCUGUCUCGGCUGGUCGAGACUGUAGGAGACCCAGGAGAGGAGGCCCAGGGCUUUGUCAUUGAAUUACUCCUGACCCUGGAGUCAGGUAUUGAUACCCUAGCAGACACUGUCAAAAACUAUGACUUCCUCGCCGCCUUAGCACAAACCUCUACCCCUGAUAAUCUGUUGGGUAUUAAGUUUUCUGCAAAUAGGAAGAGCACAGGGCAGCUGAACCUGACCAGUGGAGGUCUGAUCCAUUACGUCCACAGUCAUGCCCGCAGCAACUCCCUACGUGCCAGUCUGAUGAGUGAACGAAAAGCUGACAGACGUCGGAGCAAUACUCUUGAUAUAGCUGACCGACUGGCAGGCAGCCAUGGAAACCUGGCACGCACGCGGAGCUUAUCAUCGCUACGGGAGAGUGGGGGAGGUGUUCCAGGAGGGGACAGCAUCCCCCCUGUAGAUCCAUCAAAUUUGAUGGCUAAUGUAUUCUGGAUUGCAGCCUCAUUGCUGGAGUCAGACUAUGAGUUUGAGUAUCUGCUGGCCCUGCGGCUGCUUAAUAAGCUGCUAGCUCAGCUGCCUCUGGAUCGCGCAGAUAGUCGAGAACGUCUAGAGAGAGUCCAGGCCAAGCUGAAGUGGUACAGCUUCCCUGGACUCCUGCAGCUCUUCCUAAAAGGUUUCACUUCAGUUUCCACUCAGGAACUCACAAUCCACCUGCUUAGCAAGCUCAUCAGUGUCUCCAGAUACACACUGGUCGACCCAUCACAAGUGGCAGGUUUUCCUUUGAAUAUUCUGUGCCUCCUACCACAUCUGAUCCAGCACUUUGACAGUCCUACUCCUUUCUGUAAGGAGAUGGCUGAUAAAAUAGCAAAGGUGUGUGCAGCUGAUAAAUCAGCUACACUCUCCAACCUGGCCCACAUGAUGAGUCUGUACAGCACACACAGCUAUUCCCGCGACUGCACCAACUGGAUCAACGUGGUCUGUCGCUACCUCCACGAUGCCUUUAGUGAGAUAACCCUUAACCUGGUCACUUAUUUGGCUGAGUUGCUGGAGAAAGGCCUUCCAAGCAUGCAACAGUCCUUGUUACAGAUCAUCUACAGCCUGCUUAGUCAUAUCGACCUGUCAGCAGCGCCUGUCAAACAGUUCAACCUUGAGAUCAUGAAGGUCAUCGGUAAAUAUGUUCAGAGCCCACAUUGGAAGGAGGCUCAAAACAUUCUGAAACUGGUGGUGUCUCGCUCAGCAAGCCUUGUGGUUCCAGAUGACGUGCAGCGCUCUUACAGCACAGAAUUAUGUGGCUCUCCGGAAAUUGCUUUUACACGCAUAUUCAGUAACUCUUCAAAGGAGUUACCUGGCAAGACCCUGGACUUUCACUUUGACAUCUCAGAGACACCCAUCAUUGGGCACAAAUAUGGUGAUCAGCGUAAUGCUCCAGGACGGAAUGGCAAGUCACAGGUCAUCGCUGUUACAAGGAGUACCUCAUCCACAUCAUCUGGCUCCAACUCCAAUGGCCUGGUCCCAGUCAGCUGGAAGAGGCCGCAACUCUCUCAGAGACGAACCAGAGAGAAGCUGAUGAAUGUUCUGUCUCUUUGUGGUCCAGAGUCUGGCAUUCCCAAAAAUCCUUCAGUGCAGGUGGUAUUCUCAUCCAAUGAGGAUUUAGACUCUGGGGAGCAGCAAACCAGCCUAAUUCCCACAGUGGAUGAGAUGGUCAGGGAAGAGGAGGUGCAAGGAGAAGAUACUGGCAGUGAGCAACAGUUUGGUGUUUUUAAAGAUUUUGACUUCCUGGAUGUGGAGCUAGAAGAUGCAGAGGAGUUGCAGGGGGAGAGCAUGGACAACUUCAACUGGGGAGUGCGUCGUCGCUCCUUGGAGAGCAUGGACAAAGGGGACACACCGUCAUUGCAGGAGUGCCAGUACACAGGCAGCACGCCAAGCCUCAACCUCACUAACCAGGAGGACACGGAUGAAUCAUCUGAGGAGGAGGUACUGAGCGCUAGCCAGAUUCUCAUCCACUCUGGCCUUCUAAACAGUGACUCUGCUACAGAUGACACUGCAUCCAAUCACUUGGACUCCUUGCAGCAGUCUCAAGAAUCAUCCAGUAGUGUUCUGACUGAAGAGGCUACUGUGCUGCCCUCCCUGCCCUUCCUACCUCGACUGGAAAGCCCCAUUUUGGAGAUGGUCCACUCAGACAGCACCAGCAGCCAGCUGCCUGAGGAUGCUGUAAGUGUGGCAGCAGCAGAUGAGCUCAGCAGCAGUGUGAGUGAGGACACUGGAUUUUGCAGUGUCCCUCUUCUGCCCUCUGAUCCACAAGAGUUAUGUGACCUCCAAGAUGUGCAGGAUUCUGAGGACCCGCAAGAGCUUCAGGACGAUUUAGAUCCUGCUCCCCCUCUGUCUAUAGAUACUCCCCCAGGGUCUCUCUGUGAAGAUGAAUCUCAAACAAUCCUGCCGCUGGCCUUUCACCCAACACAUGACCCAAAACCGGAUCCGGACCCAGACAGUACCUGUGGGUCUGUGUGGGAGGAAGAUGUAACACAAGCAUUGAAGGACUUGGAUGAGCGUUGUGAGGAGGAGGAGGCUGAUUUCUCUGGCAUGUCCAGUCAAGAUGAAGGUGAUGCAGACUGCUUCUCAGAGAUCCAGGCCUCUCCGCCCCCUUCACCCUUCCUCUCUGCCAUUCUGGCAGCUUUCCAGCCCGCUGCCUAUGACAGUGAGGAAGAUGCUUGGCGUUGCCACGUGAACCAGAUGUUGUCGGAUACAGACGGAUCCUCUGCUGUUUACACAUUCCACGUGUUCUCCCGCCUCUUUCAGAAUAUUCAGAGGAAAUUUGACUCCAUUACACAUGCAUCUGUGCAUUUUCUUGGGGAAAAGCUCCAGCGAAUGGGCAAUCAGUUCCUCAGCUCCCUGGAAGUCAUGACAUCCUGUUCCCAGUGCCCCACAGUACUGCUCGAUGCAGAGACGAUGGUGUCGUGUGGACUGUUGGAGACCCUUAAGUUCAGUGUUUUGGAGUUACAGGAGCACCUGGAUACCUACAAUAACAAGAGAGAAGCAGCAGAACUUUGGCUGGAGAACUGCAGAAAAACAUUUGGAGACAAAGACAGCAGCCAACGAACCAACACUCAUGCACAGCAAAUGGAAAAUCUAGCAGAGCUGGAGUUAUGUCGCAGGUUGUACAAGUUGCACUUUCAGCUGCUGUUGCUCUUCCAGGCGUACUGCAGCCUCAUCAGCAGAGUGGACACCAUUAAGAGAGACGCAGAGGUCACCAACAUGUCUGAAGAGCUCACUGUCUUAGAGAGCUGUUUGAAGGAGGCAGAAUCUGGAAGUGAAUGGCAGGAGGACGUGUGUAUGUCAGACUCUGCUCAGACCAACACAGAGACGGCCAUCCAGUCACUAAUCGAAACGCUGAGAGCCCAAGACUUCAGCUCUGCCCUCACACAGGUCAAAGUCUUCAGGUCUCUAUGGCCCAAUGACAUCUUUGGCAAUGAGACAGAUGAUGCAGUCCAGACUCUUCUACACAUCUACUUCCGUCACCAGACACUGGGCCAGACAGGCUGCUUGGCGGUGGUGGGUCCCAGCAGGGACCUGUCCCAGGCGAGCACUCGCCUCAUGGAGCUCAACCUGCAGAUCCGUGAGGCUCUGAGCCAGGCACAAACCUCCAAACCUUACAGCACCGUUGUCAGCACGGGACUGUGAGACCUCCUCAGCUGUGGAGACGGUGAGGAGUAUCGGAGGAAGACGAGAGAGACUCCACCUCUAAAGGGCUAAAGGAUGUGUGGGAAAUAACUGUGACUCCAAGUAGAUAAUUACAUGUAUGAAUGUUUAAAGCUAAUGUCUUUUUCCACACAAAGCCAACUUGCAAAAUUCAGUUGCAAUAAUUCAUGUGGACGUGUGCCUGGAAAGUGAAAGCAGGGAUGCAGUGGGUUUAUAUAUAUUUUUGUUUUUUUGUUUGUUUUAUUUGCUGAUCUGCCUAAAAGGGGCUUUGCAUUUUGACCAGAAGCAUUCAGGACAAGUCCAGAUCUUAUGUGUGAGGACAAAAGACUCAGAAGCAAAUACAAAUAUCCAGUUUAAAAACUUUUUUUCAAAAGCAUGCUUGGAAGAGCAAAGCACUGCAAGACUAUUUUUUUGAGAAAUGUAUUUUUUAUUAGAGCUAACAUGAUCCUAGGUUGUAAAUGUCGGAGUAUUUAACAUGUAUUUGUCGCCCUGUCGGAGCUGUUAGCCUUUAGGGAAUGUAAAAAAAAAAAAAACAGAACUAUAUCUGUUUAUUGAUCUGGUGUGAGAGGAGAUUCCCCUUAAGCAGGUCGUCACG
Molecule: messenger RNA, 10414 nt
Organism: Thalassophryne amazonica
Lineage: Eukaryota; Metazoa; Chordata; Actinopteri; Batrachoidiformes; Batrachoididae
Gene: fryl
Product: furry homolog, like
Exons: 65
Coding region: 241-9801 (3186 amino acids)
Biological process (GO): cell morphogenesis; neuron projection development
Cellular component (GO): site of polarized growth; cell cortex
Source: RefSeq, a predicted model, not a curated record